Messenger RNA from Fomitiporia mediterranea MF3/22, 1799 nucleotides. RefSeq lists its product as uncharacterized. NCBI's taxonomy places the organism in Eukaryota, Fungi, Basidiomycota, Agaricomycetes, Hymenochaetales, Hymenochaetaceae. Bases 1 to 1614 code for a protein of 537 amino acids. The transcript is spliced from 13 exons. The record is from RefSeq and is a predicted model, not a curated record.
AUGGCCGUCGUGAAUCUGCUACCGCAAUUACCUAGUUUGGAGAUGCUAUCGAUCAAAGUACCAUUCUCUAUGCCGCCCAUUCCGGAAUCUGCUUCUGCUAGACCUGCUCAGAGCCUUGAAGCCAUUACAGAAGAAGAUGAAGGACUAGAGGGUGAUGAGCAGGCUCAAGGAGAUCUGGAAAGUCUGGAUAGAAUCGAAGAUGAGUCCGAUGCAGACGGAGAGGAUGCAGAGCCUUUCGAAUAUAAACCGCUCGAAGAUGACCCAGAUGAAAGCGCUAAGACAAAACCCACUCUGCUCUGCCCGGUUCCUCCGAAGGAGCUGACACAGCUUCACAGUCUGAUUCUUGCGAGCCCUACACCUGAAGUCCUUGUACCUCUACCAGACGUACUGCGAGCUUUGGAGCACCCACUCCAUACUCUUUGCCUGGAGGAUGACUGCGGAUCCGUCACGCCUGGGAUAUUGACUUCUCUACUUCCGGUUUCUCAGGAGCUGGAACAUUUCGGAUUGGGAGUAGCGUAUUCGCUGAAAUAUGACGAUCUAUCUCCUUUUCUCAAUGAGCUGUCCAAGCUUCGCAGGCUCGACCUAUACCACUAUACUCAAAAUUUCAUACCCGGCACGACUCUCCCUCGUUUACGCGUCUUGGAAUCAUUUAAAGUGAGGCAUGCACAUACUGCUUCCCGGAAGGAAGUCUUGAACAUGUGUGUUUGGAUACGUCGGAUAACUUCAUCUUCACCGCUCGCCGUCCUGGAUGUCGCAUGUGAGAAUCCAAGGAACUGCCAGAAAGGAUAUAGGAAGGGAUUAUUAGGACAUGCAAUCAGCCACGAUGGUUUAAUCGAUCACCUUAUCUCGAGACAUAGGGAAACCUUACGAAUCCUAAGACUGUCUAGCGCGUAUAUUGGGAAGCGUGCGUUUAGAAAAAUGUUCGGUAAAGAAGGAGAAGGCUUUGAAAUACUUGAAGAGGUGGAUAUAUGCGUCAGAAAACAAACUUUCGAAAUGUUUACGAAUCCAAUGAAUUCCACGUCUAGAUUACGAGAAAUACGGUUCACAAUCGUCAAUCUAAAAGAAAGCUCUAUGCCAAAAGUUGACAAAGAUUUACUAGAAAGGGCUCAGGGUAAAACAUCCUUGCGAACUGUGCUCAUUAAUGGACACGGAUAUAAAGGAAAGUGGAUUGCUCAAUGUGAAGACGAUGGAUCACAGCGGACUCCACCGAAGUUGAACGCGAUUUUUCAUAUUUCGGAGUUCAGCGUCACGCGUACAUCACACACCCGGCACGCUCCGUACGCACUCGUUUCGCCGACAGAGGUGAACUUCAAAAUGCUCCCCGUUCGCGCCAUAACAUCUCGCCGCAUUCCGAGCCUCGCUCGCCUCACGCUCGCACGAACCAUCUACCAAGAGGGCGCAACAGCGAAGUCUAAGGAGUUCUCGAAAAAAGAGAAGGCACACGAAGGCAUGUCCUACUCUUUGCUCCCAACUUCAACGAAAAUCUAUCAAUAUGUUAAGCAACACGAGGCUCUUCAGUUGAAGAGGAUACGUGCAGAGAUCGAGCUGAAGAAGGCUGAACUUGCAAAGCUCGAGAAGGAGCAUGCAGAGCUCGAGAAUUCGAAACCGACGUAAAAUGCGCGAAUGGCUGGGCGUCAGAUCCUCGGUCUGGAUUCCCAUCGGACGUUCAUGUUCCUCGCAUUGCAUAUUAUUGCACGAAUCCCGGCGUAUAAGCAUCAACUUAAGCAGUUUUAUAAGCUUUAUUGCGUCUUGUAACCUUGACGUCGAAAUAAACAAUCAAAUUCUUUUUUUAUUGUCGG